AUGCCGCAUGAGGGCGACAAUGGCGUAGCUGGCGCCGCCCGGCGGCGGGAGGCUGACACUCUUCGUCACCUAGCCAGCAUCAAGUCUACCACAAAGGACGCCGGCUUGGUUCUGAGCCGCCUUGUUAGCGCUAACGAUGUUGCGGCGCGCCUCCUGUCACUGAGAACUCUAUUGCAGGCUUGUGUCAAUGAGGACCCCUCAAUGUCCUCCAUCGGCUUCCUUGCGCCACUGUCUGAUGCCCAGGCCGACGAGUACUGGACCGCCAUCGGCUCGCUGCUGGACAGGCCUCAGCCGUCCGUCUUCUUGUUUGUGGUGACAUCUCCUUCUCCCUCUUCUGCCCUCAGCAUCGAUGACAACGACAACGACAACGACAAGACGGCACCGGCAACGGCCGCCGUAGCAGGCGAGACAGCUGUCCUUGGCACAAUCCAGGUGCUCACCAUUCCUAAGGCCAAUCAUAGCCACCGCGCCGAAGUGGCAAAGCUGCUCGUCCGCCCCUCUGCGCGGCGGAUGGGCCUGGCGAGCAUGCUGAUGGCCCACGCCGAAGCUUUCGCCAAGCAUACCUUGGGAAAGAAGCUUUUGACACUUGACACCAUGUCGACAACGCCCGCUAGGGACUUUUACCUCCGCACGGGCUGGACGGAGUGGGGGCAGUGCCCCAGCUAUGCUGCCAUGGCAGACGGGUCUCUGGGCAUGACGUCCUUUUUUCACAAGUUUCUGGAGUGA
Phaeoacremonium minimum UCRPA7 is the source of this 726-nucleotide messenger RNA. RefSeq names its product putative n-acetyltransferase gcn5 protein. The record is from RefSeq and is a predicted model, not a curated record. Gene Ontology annotation, molecular function: acyltransferase activity, transferring groups other than amino-acyl groups. NCBI's taxonomy places the organism in Eukaryota, Fungi, Ascomycota, Sordariomycetes, Togniniales, Togniniaceae. Bases 1 to 726 code for a protein of 241 amino acids. The transcript has a single exon.